AUGACUACCCAUCGCGAGCCGUCGCCUCCCCUCACGCAGUCGGCGCCAGAGAGCCCCAGGGUGAGCCUCCAGGGCCUGUCCCGCGGGGAGCGCCGCGUCGUGGGGCGCCACACACCCACCCUAGAGGCCAUCGCAGCCCUCGAGCCGGCGCUGCGUGAGCUCACGGACGAGGAGCUGGCGGGGACAACGUCCAGGCUGCGCGUCCGCCUUGCCGGCGGGGAGACCUUGAAGGCGCUACUGCCCGAAGCCUAUGCUGCCGUGAGGGAGGCGGCGCGCCGUGUCCUGGGCAUGAGGCACUAUGAUGUGCAGAUGCUGGGAGGCAUCGUCCUGUUCGAGGGCUGUGUGGCUGAGAUGGGCACGGGCGAGGGCAAGACCCUCGUGGCGACCCUGCCAGCGUACCUCGCCUCCCUGGAAGGCCUGGGCGCGCACAUCGUGACGGUGAACGACUACCUGGCCAAGCGCGAUGCGGAGUGGGUGGGCAAGGUCUUCACGGCCCUCGGCUCCAGCGUGGGCGUGGUGGUCGCCACCGACGACACGCCCACGGCCCAGGCGGCCUUUGCCGCCGACAUCACCUACGUCACCGCCCAGCAGCUGGGGUUCACCUACCUGCGGGACAACAUGACCGGCGACCCGGCCUCGCUGGUGCUGACGCGCCCGCCCGCCUUUGCGCUGGUGGAUGAGGUGGAUGCGGUGCUGGUGGACGAGUGCGCCACCCCCCUGGUCAUGUCGGCCCAGGCCGACGUGGUGGACGCGGGGCACUGGGUGGCGGCGGCCGCCGUGGCGCGCCGCCUGCGCCCCGCCACGCUCUCCUCCGCCGAGGCGGAGGACGCCAGGCUGCAGGAGUGGGCGGACGGCGCCGCCGACGCCGUCAUCCUGCCGCACAGCCGCCAGGCCACGCUGACGGGGCGGGGGCUGCGCACUGCAGUGUCCCUGCUCGUGGAGGCUGGCGUCGCGGGCGUGGGCAGGGACGCGGGCGGCGCCCUGCAUCACCGGCCGGGCCAGCUUCCAGUCAGCUUCCAGCCGGCCCCGCCCCUGACCCUGCGCUCGGUGGCCAGCGUGCCCGACGCGCUGCGGCGCGCGGGGCUGGUGGACGUGGACGCCGGGGACGAAGGGGUCGCGGCGCGCACCGCCCCGGUGCUCAUGUGGGGUAGCGAGGAGGCGUUCGGCAAGUACAUCCAGACCUGCCUCAAGGCCCUGCACCUCUACCACCGUGAUGUCGACUACACCGUGCGGGAUGAUCAGGUAAUCCUGAUCGACCAGAGCACCGGGCGGGAGCGGGAGAAGACGCGGUGGUCUGACGGGCUGCAUCAGGCGGUGGAGGCCAAAGAAAGGGCGGCCAUCUCGGCGCGCGACUACAACCAGGCCUCCAUCACCUUCACCUCUCUGUUCAAGAUGUACCGGCGCCUGGCCGGCAUGACGGGCACGGCCCUCCCGCUGCAAGCCGACUUCCUGGACGCCUAUGACCUGAAGGUGGUGGCCCUGCCGCCCCAUCGGCCACGGCAGAGGGAGGAUCACCCCCCCGAGGUCUACAUGGGCACGGAGGGCUACCUGGCUCGCCUGGAGCAGCUGCUGGUGGAGGCCCUGGAUGCCGGGCGGCCCGUGCUGGUGGGCACGGCCACCGUGGAGCAGUCGGAGGCGCUGUACGGCCGCCUCUCCCGCCUGCUGGAGUCGGAGUUUGGCGGGCUGGGGGUCAAGGGUCCCACCCUGAACCUCUUGAACGCCCGCCCUGAGAGCGUCCGAAGGGAGGCCCAGAUCAUCGCCCAGGCCGGACUGCCCGGCACGGGCCUGGCCGCCUGGAUCCCCAGGCCACCCCUGGAGGGCCUGUCUCCUGUGUUCCACAGCAUGCAGGCCAUGCGCGCCGGCCUGCCCGCCCCCGUGUAUGUCGCGCUGGAGACCGCGCUGCGAGAGGUGGGGGCCGCCCCGGGGUCUGGCGGCCUCGCGCCCGCGGCCGCCACGGACUGGCUGUCCGGGCUGCUGGAGGAGGUGGAGGUCCUGCGCUCCCACCUCCUGCUGGCGCAGACGGGCGGCUCGGGUCCAAACGGCGGGGACGGGGCGGCUGAGGGGGAGGUGCUGGCCGCCGCCUUGCGGCUGCUGGCUGGCGAGGCGGAUUGGACCCCUGAGGUCGCACCCAACGAGGCCCCCGACGCGCCGGCGGCGGCGCGCCCCGCGCUGCGCGCCGCCGCCCUCCUCCUCUGGCUCUGGUUUGACGGCCGGUGCAGGGAGCAGAACCUGCGCGUCAGGGCGGCGGGCGGCCUGCGCGUCCUCAUCGCCUCCGUGGCGCCCACCCGGAGCGAGGCCCAGCUGCGGGGUCGAGCGGGCAGGCAGGGUGACCCGGGCGACUCCUUCUACCUCUCGCACCUGGGCGACCGCAUGCUGGAGAUGUACCUGGGCUCCACGCUUUCCUCGGCCGUCACCAGGCUGGGCGACGAGUCGUUGCUGUACGAGCAGCAGCCCACAGGGCGGAUGCUGGUGGGGGGCGUACAGCAGCGGUACGACCACGACGUGCGCAUGCGGCUGCAGCAGGAAAGAAAGCGUGACGCAGUGGUGGACCCCUACCGGCGCCACGUGUACAGCAUCCGGCGGGCGCUGCUGGAGGCCGACGCGGAGGGCCUGGGCGUCUUCACGAGGGGGUACUGCGCCGACUUUGUCAGGGACGCCAUGCGCGCCUUUGGCAUCGAGGCGCGCGGCUCUCCGGGCGGCGGCGAGUGGGACCUGGAGGGCCUCCUGGCUGCCAUCCAGGGCGCCGUCAACGGCGACCCCAGCCCCAGCCUGGCCGACCAGCAGGCCAGAUUCCACGAUGCGGAGAACGAGGGGCGGCUGGACCCCCGCACGGGCUUGUACCGCGUGGCCCUCAACCUGUUCCCGCACGACCUGGUGGAAUCCCUGAAACUGGCCCUGCAGGGCAACCAGGAGCUGCCGUUCCCUCUGGAUGCAGGCGUGCCCCUGACGCGCUCCAUCCGCCAGCGGGCCGCCCAAGCGGCGCAGCUGCCCACCGCCCCGCCUGAGUCGGACGCCGACCGGCUGCACGCCUGGCUGCUGACGCAGCUGAUCAUGGCGCAGCAUGCGCACCGUGCGCUGUGCCAGCGCGCCCUUGCGCGGUUCCUGGGCGCCAGCCGGGAGGAGGCGGAGGAGGCCUCGCUGCUCGCCCUGAGGGCUGCGGCCCUGGCGUGCAUAGACAGCCUGUGGGCCGACUUCCUGAAGAACAUGGAGACCCUGGCCGCCGCCGCCAUGGUCCGCGCCUUCUCUCGCCGAGACCCCUGGGAUGAGUUCAAGCUAGAGACGUCUGCCCUCUUCAUGCUGCUGCUUCAAGAUUUCAGGCAGCAACUGGUGGUGGCUUCCUUCCACACCUUGGACUUAGGGGGAAUCCCAGUCCCGGCCGAGAGCACAGGAGCCACUUUGCAUGGCUAUUCUGAAAAGUCGAAUGACACAGUUCCGGACCAGGCCUUGCAGCCUUCCUGA
Messenger RNA from Auxenochlorella protothecoides, 3459 nucleotides. Its product is annotated as Protein translocase subunit SecA. Gene Ontology annotation, biological process: protein import; protein targeting. The record is from RefSeq and is a predicted model, not a curated record. Gene Ontology annotation, cellular component: membrane; chloroplast envelope. Gene Ontology annotation, molecular function: ABC-type protein transporter activity; ATP binding. Lineage: Eukaryota; Viridiplantae; Chlorophyta; Trebouxiophyceae; Chlorellales; Chlorellaceae. The coding region runs from base 1 to 3459 and encodes 1152 amino acids. The transcript is spliced from 18 exons.